AUGUUCUCUGAACUGCGUCAGUUUCCAAGAAUGCAAGUUGUGUACCAUCCGAACUGUCGUCUGCCUCCACACGUGGAUCGUUCGUACGGCGCUUACUUGGAUAAGGUGGGGAGGGCACGUGGCGUUCCCACGCCUGAGUUAGCGGGGAAGGAUCGGUUUAAGUAUUCCGCCGUUCCGAAGAAAUUAUGUCCGAUGAAGAGCGCCACUCCUGACUUCCGGCCCCCGACAGAUAUGAUGACCCCUGGGCCUACGAAGCCGAGAAAUAGGGGGACACAGAGUUUGUAUCGAGAAUCAUCAGCUCAGACGACACCGUGGCAACCGGACGCGAUGCCGGCUGAGGAGUGUGAGGAUACGCCGGAAGUGAUGUAUUUAGAUAAGUUUGAAUGGGGACCUGGAAGUCCAUAUCGCAAAGGAGAUUUGCCGGCCGACUUUCACACAACGGAAAUGAUCAAUAAGAUGCGUCACGCGCGUAAAUGGACCGAGUUGGUGGAGAAAGGCGGAUACCCUCGCUGGUUGAAGAAUAGGGAGGGCAUCAUCACAGAUAUUGAAACUAAAGACUGGAUAUUUAGAGAGGCGGAAAUCGACGAACUCCAAGAUAUUCGCCUCGCCCUUCUCCAUAAGCUGCAGACACAGCAGCGUAAAAAGAGCACUGACCGCACAGUAACGAAGCUCGCGAAACUCUGGGCUAACAAAAAGACUGACAUGGAACAGAAGAUUGAUAACAUUCGACGGAAGAGGGAUAGAGAACUUCGCAAACUGACAACCUUACACAAGUGCGGGGGUCGAAUGGGACUCGUUCAAGAGAUGCGCGCGGCGCGGGGCGGCGGGAGCGCCACGGCGGCGGCGCGGGACCCCGCGUCCGACCUGCGCGCCCCGCGCGCGCGCCACGGGUACCAGGCGCGCAGGCGGCACGCGGAGAUCGCUUACGAUCCUAAUUUACUUUCUCUAGAAGACCACGAACAGCUAUCAGCACCGCCAGUGUGGCUUCAGAAGUGUGGUGAGAAUCUCGCCCUGACCUGUUCCGGCCAUCACAUCCAACGGGACACGACGCAGCUCUGCGAGAGGGAGACCAAGUGGAGCGAACAGUUCCUGGAAAAUUUGCACAAUGAUUUGAAAAAGGCACGUCUCGGAGCGGCUUUAACGUCUGCUGGGCCUCUCAGAGUGCUCAAGCCUCGUCGGCUCGUAGAGACUCCGAGACCCCCAACUCCUGAAAUGGAGGAAGUCCCUGAGGAAGACGAGGCGUCUCACCAAGCGGCGUUGACGUUACAGCGAGUUUUAAGAGGACGUGCUGUGCAGGUUUUGAUGUUCGAAGGACGGACUAGGGCCGCAGAACUCACUGAAGAGUUGAAGACUACGCACGGUCUGCAGAAGGAGGACCGAGCUCGUAUCGCCAAGGAAGAGUCCAGGGCCAGGGACUAUCAAGCCGUUCGCUCUGAGGCUGAACAAAAGGAGGAAGCAAUAAGUGCAUUAGUGGAGGAGUUGUGUGGAGGAGCGGUGUCAGCGGCUCUGGACUUCCUGGAGAAGGAGCUUAGGAGGCUAAAGGAGGAGAGAAGGCAACAUGCCUUUGUAUUGAUUGCGCUUCGAGAAAAAUCUAUGCGUGAAGCGGCGGAAGCUGGACGGAGACAGAAGGAGGAGCAUCGAAGAAGAGAACAUGACGAGUUGUUCAAGCAGGUGCUGGGAGUUACCCAGGAGACAGUGGACGCCUACCUGCGUGACGUCACGCGGCAGGCGGUGGAGCUCGCUGCGGAGGAGCAGGCGGUCCAGAAAGCGAGAGCCGACGCCGACGCCAUCGAUCGCUCCGUGAGAGAACACGGCUCUAUGUCAACAGCGGAGCAGAAUGAGAUGGUAGCUGAAUUGGUCCAACAGUUCUUACUCCCCGAAGCACAGAAAGCGGCUUCAAGGCAUCGCGUGUCAGCGCUCCAAGCAUCUAAACUGGAAGCGGCUAGAAGUUCUAUAUUUGGUCUUGUAGAUGAUGCUGAAGUCAGGACAGAGAAGUGUAUGCGCUGUGGACGAAGUUUGGACGAUCAAUGCAAAUGUCAGAUCUGUGAAAUUGAUAUGGAAACGGUCGAGACAGAAGCUAGAGACGAUCCCCGAUGGAAAUACACGAGACGUCGCGAGGACGUCACAAGGUCAACCGAAGAAAGGUUUCCCCCACAACACGACAUACGUUACUUGCUCGACGCUGUCGUUGAUGACGCUGUUUACUUAUCACGACUACAACGUCUGGAAGGUGAGGAGGUGAAGAUGUUCAUAGCACGAACUGUCCGUGAGGCGACCGAGAUCACGAUCGACGCGCGAGAAGUCGUCGAUGAACUCAUAUCCCGCGCGACGGGCGACGCCGAAGCGACCAAGAGGUCAGACUAUCAUUACUACAUGCGACGCAUCCACGAAGACGCCUUGGCGAGAACCGAACCGUUUGAAAGGACGACUAUCUGUGAGUAAACACACAAAUCUAACUGUCCCACCGAGCUGCCUUCAGAGCUGCGCCGGCGGGCCGAGGAGGCGCUGCUCGACGGCGCUUGUCAUUGCAACGACGACAGCAGAGUUAAAUUUAGCUUAGAGAGCAUGGAUGCUAUGAAGAAGUCGAACAUGUUGCCGUCCGAGCUUCGAGAGCUGGAAGAGUUGAGGCGUUGCAAGUGCGACACCGAUCCGUCCCCAAGUGCUGCGUCUGCUGCGUCUGUCGAAGCUUCUACCAUUGAAGAGUACGAUGAGGAGGGGAGCGAGGAAGAUCAAUGA
This is a messenger RNA of Vanessa tameamea, 2736 nucleotides long. RefSeq names its product cilia- and flagella-associated protein 91-like. Lineage: Eukaryota; Metazoa; Arthropoda; Insecta; Lepidoptera; Nymphalidae. The transcript has 22 exons. The record is from RefSeq and is a predicted model, not a curated record.